AUGCACGACGGCCAGCAAGUAUUUUCUGGAAGACAACAAAACCUGGGGGGACUGGAGGCAACAGGAGGUCUGGCACCGAAGAAAGCAGCCGUCACCGAGGGACCAUCGCUACCAGGACAGCCUGGCCAAGGAAAGAAGAUAGGCCAUCGAGGCGUCGAUGCUUCUGGUGAAACCACCUACAAAAAGACCACCUCAUCCACUCUGAAGGGGGCCAUCCAGCUGGGCAUAGGCUAUACUGUCGGCAAUCUGAGCUCCAAGCCAGAGAGAGAUGUCCUGAUGCAGGACUUCUACGUGGUGGAGAGCAUUUUUUUCCCAAGCGAAGGCAGUAAUCUCACCCCGGCUCAUCAUUAUGCUGACUUCAGGUUCAAGACCUAUGCACCAGUGGCUUUUCGGUACUUCCGAGAACUCUUUGGGAUCCGCCCAGAUGAUUAUUUGUAUUCAUUAUGUAACGAGCCUCUGAUAGAGCUGUCAAACCCUGGUGCCAGCGGCUCCCUCUUCUAUGUCACCAGCGACGAUGAAUUCAUCAUAAAAACUGUGAUGCACAAAGAAGCUGAAUUCCUACAGAAGCUCCUUCCUGGCUACUACAUGAAUCUGAACCAGAACCCACGGACGCUGCUGCCGAAGUUUUACGGACUGUACUGUGUGCAAUCAGGGGGCAAAAACAUCCGCGUGGUGGUGAUGAACAACAUUCUGCCCCGUGUGGUGAAAAUGCACCUGAAAUUUGACCUGAAAGGCUCGACCUAUAAACGCCGGGCAUCCAAGAAGGAAAAAGAAAAGUCCAGCCCCACGUACAAGGAUCUAGACUUCAUACAAGACAUGCCCGAGGGCCUGAUGUUGGAUGCAGACACCUUCAGUGCGUUGGUGAAAACAUUGCAACGAGACUGUCUGGUAUUGGAAAGUUUUAAGAUCAUGGACUACAGCCUCCUGCUUGGGGUUCAUAACAUAGACCAGCAAGAACGGGAGCGACAGUCUGAGGGAGCCCACAGCACGUCGGAUGAGAAGCGUCCCGUGGGGCAGAAGGCACUUUACUCCACGGCCAUGGAGUCCAUCCAGGGUGGGGCUGCCCGGGGGGAGUCCAUAGACACAGAUGACACGAUGGGAGGAAUCCCAGCAGUGAAUGGCAAAGGAGAGCGUCUCCUGCUACACGUAGGGAUAAUAGAUAUUCUUCAAUCAUACAGGUUCAUCAAGAAGCUGGAACAUACCUGGAAGGCCCUCGUCCACGAUGGGGACACGGUGUCAGUACACAGACCCAGCUUCUACGCAGAGAGAUUCUUCAAAUUCAUGACAAACACGGUGUUUCGAAAGAAUUCCUCUCUGAAGUCAUCUCCCUCAAAGAAAGGGCGUAGUGCCUUGCUAGCCGUCAAGACGGCCGGUCCAACAGCCGCAUUCUCAGCUAGCCAGCUUCCCUCUGAAAAGGACGAAACGCAGUAUGAUCUCCGUGCGGCCAGGAGUUACCCCACGCUUGACGAUGAAGGCCGGCCAGACCUGCUGCCCUGCACACCUCCUUCCUUUGAAGAAGCUACCACGGCCUCCAUAGCCACGACACUUUCUUCAACAUCUCUCUCUGUUCCCGAGCGAUCCCCUUCGGAGACCUCUGAGCAGCCCAGGUACAGGAGGCGCACACACUCCUCAGGGCAGGAUGGCAGGUCGCACGAGGAGGUGCGGGUUGAGGAGGAGCUUCAGCAGAUCAGUGUCGAGCUGGAGCCCAAGUGUGACGUUGAGAUUGUAGCUCCCGAAGAAGAUGACAAAGAAGAGGCGGCUUCUUCAGCCUGUGCCAUUGUAACAUCCACAGCUACGAUAGAGGUGGAGACAGCCAGCCAGGCCUCCGAACCGGCCAGCCAGGCCUCGGAUGAAGAUGACGUGCCAGUCACAGACAUAUACUUUGGAACUGGACUGACCCUUGGAGAACUCAAAACAACAUCUAGGGGGGCUCAAAUGGAUGGCACGGUGGCUGAGGAUGCAGCUGUUUGUGUGCUGCUCUGCUUCCAAGCCCAAGCGCUGAUGGGCUGAUCUAGGCCGGCGUGCUCGCUCCCGGGACAAGCCGAGGUGGAUGUAGGUGCAACUGGGAGGCUCUUCCCUCCUCAGCCAGAGAGCCCGGCUGCUUUCCUGAACACAAAGGUGCUGCAGUGGUCUAGAGCCAGAAGGGAGGUGGUUGCAGCGGGGCUGACCUGGGGCUCUGGUGAACUCUGGUUUUUCC
This is a messenger RNA of Egretta garzetta (little egret), 2197 nucleotides long. RefSeq names its product phosphatidylinositol-4-phosphate 5-kinase type 1 gamma (gene PIP5K1C). The coding region runs from base 1 to 2010 and encodes 669 amino acids. NCBI's taxonomy places the organism in Eukaryota, Metazoa, Chordata, Aves, Pelecaniformes, Ardeidae. Gene Ontology annotation, molecular function: phosphatidylinositol kinase activity. The record is from RefSeq and is a predicted model, not a curated record. The transcript has 18 exons. Gene Ontology annotation, biological process: phosphatidylinositol metabolic process.